AGCAGCUCUAAUCCUAGUAAUUCCGGGCGGAAGUUGGGCUUUCCUGGCAGGAAAUUGUCAUCGGUGUUUUUGUUGCUGCUGAGGACUGUUGUGUUGUGAAAAUGGCGACGCCUCGUCGCUCCUCUCGGCAGCGGCCGGGCGCCCGGCUGUACCGCAGCGCUUCUAUCCCCGUCAGACCGUCUGCAGCUUCCGAAGAUGCGGCCUCGCUUUUCCGUGGAGCAGGGAUGGAAAACGUGGCUGAUGGCGAGGUAGCGCCGACCUCUCCCAACACCACCUCCCCAGCUCUGGCCCUCACACCCAGCAGCAGCAGCACUGCUAGCUCCCCGACCACCUCCGAGGGAAGCGAGUCUAGCGGUGGCUCUACGCCGGAUUCUGGUGGCGCUAACCCAGGCAGCAGCACUGUUAGCGGCGACGCUAACGGCGCUUUUAGAGAACUAUUUGAAGCCUGUCGAAAUGGAAAUGUUUCCAGAGUCAAGAAACUUGUGGAUGCGAUGAAUGUGAACGCCAAAGACAUGGCUGGACGUAGAGCUACACCCCUGCAUUUUGCUGCAGGUUUUGGUCGGAAAGAUGUGGUGGACCACCUGCUUCAGACAGGCGCAAAUGUGCAUGAUCGAGACGACGGGGGGCUCAUCCCGCUCCACAAUGCAAGCUCUUUUGGUCAUUCUGAGGUGGUGUCCAUGCUUCUGGGUCAAGGCGCUGAACCAAACGCUCGAGACAACUGGAACUACACGCCGCUACACGAAGCUGCUAUCAAGGGCAAGAUCGAUGUCUGCAUAGUGUUACUGCAGCACGGAGCUGACCCCAACAUCCGCAACACCGAUGGCAAGUCUGCCCUGGACCUGGCCGAACCCUCCGCCAAGGCCGUGCUCACAGGUGAAUACAAGAAGGAUGAGAUGCUGGAAGCGGCAAGGAGUGGAAACGAGGAGAAGCUAAUGGCCCUGCUUACGCCGCUCAACGUCAACUGCCACGCUAGUGACGGCCGCAAGUCCACUCCUCUCCACCUGGCUUCAGGAUACAACAGGGUGAAGAUAGUUCAGUUGUUACUGCAGCAUGGAGCUGACGUCCACGCCAAGGACAAGGGUGGUCUGGUGCCUCUGCAUAAUGCCUGCUCUUAUGGACACUAUGACAUCACUGAGCUGCUGCUAAAGCAUGGAGCUUGCGUGAACGCCAUGGAUCUGUGGCAGUUUACGGCUCUACAUGAAGCAGCUUCCAAAAACCGGGUGGAGGUCUGCUCUCUUCUGCUGAGCCAUGGAGCUGACCCCACCCUCCUGAACUGCCACAGCAAAAGCUCUGUGGACAUGGCCCCCACACCUGAGCUGAAGGAGAGACUCACAUAUGAGUUUAAGGGCCACUCGCUGCUUCAAGCGGCUCGAGAAGCAGACAUGACCAAGGCUAAGAAGACCCUGGCUUUGGAGAUCAUCAACUUCAAACACCCUCACACAAAUGAAACGGCGCUGCAUUGCGCAGUUGCGUCACCUCACCCCAAACGGAAACAGGUCACAGAGCUGCUGUUGAGGAAAGGUGCCAACAUUAAUGAGAAGAACAAAGAUUUCAUGACACCUCUUCAUGUAGCAGCAGAGCGGGGUCAUAAUGAUAUUAUGGAGGUGCUUCAGAAACACGGGGCAAAGGUAAAUGCCCUCGACACGCUGGGUCAGACGGCAUUGCACCGCGCAGCGCUUGCUGGCCACCUACAGACCUGCAGGCUGUUGUUAGGAUACGGGGCAGACGCCACGCAGGUGUCGCUGCAGGGCUUCACCGCCGCUGAGAUGGGAAACGAAGCCGUGCAACAAAUCCUCAACGAGAACAUCCCUGUGAGAAACUCAGAUGUGGACUACAAACUUCUGGAAGCUGCCAAAGCUGGAGACAUGGAUACAGUCAAGUCCCUCUGUACUGCUCAGAAUGUAAACUGUAGAGAUCUGGAGGGACGGCACUCCACUCCUCUCCACUUCGCUGCCGGCUACAACAGAGUGUCGGUGGUGGAGUACCUGCUGCACCACGGGGCUGAUGUGCACGCUAAGGAUAAAGGCGGCCUGGUUCCCCUUCACAACGCCUGCUCGUACGGUCACUACGAGGUGGCCGAGCUGCUCGUCCGACACGGCGCCUCGGUCAACGUGGCCGACUUGUGGAAGUUCACGCCCCUUCACGAAGCCGCGGCAAAGGGCAAAUACGAGAUCUGCAAGCUUCUGUUAAAGCACGGAGCAGAUCCGACCAAAAAGAACCGAGACGGUAACACGCCCAUGGACAUGGUGAAAGACGGCGACACGGACAUCCAGGACCUGCUGAGGGGAGACGCUGCGCUGUUGGAUGCUGCAAAGAAAGGCUGCCUGGCCCGGGUGCAGAAGUUGUGCAGCCCAGACAACAUCAACUGUCGAGACACACAAGGACGCAACUCAACGCCGCUGCACCUGGCAGCCGGCUACAACAACCUGGAGGUGGCAGAGUAUCUGUUGGAGCACGGAGCAGACGUGAACACGCAGGACAAAGGAGGGUUGAUUCCUUUGCACAAUGCAGCUUCAUACGGACACGUGGACAUAGCCGCCCUGCUGAUCAAGUACGACACGUGUGUGAAUGUCACUGACAAGUGGGCGUUCACCCCGCUCCACGAAGCGGCGCAGAAGGGCCGCACCCAGCUCUGCGCCCUGCUGUUGGCCCACGGAGCAGAUCCCACCAUGAAGAACCAGGAGGGACAGACACCACUGGACCUGGCUACGGCGGAUGACAUUAAAGCGCUGCUGAUUGACGCCAUGCCACCAGAUGCCCUGCCGAGCUGUUUGAAACCGCAGGCCACUGUGUUAAGUUCCCAUCCACAGAGUGUGAGCGCAGGCGUGGGGAGUUCAGGUGCAGUAGGAGGCGUGGUCAUCUCGCCGUCGCUGUCUCCAUCUCCGUCUCCGUCUCCAUCCUGCCUGUCGGCGGCGAGCAGCAUCGACAACCUGACUGCACCUCUCAGUGACAUCGCAGCAGACGGCGCCACAGGCGUCGCCGACGGGGCGUCUGGGUCUGACAGGAACGAGGGCGAAAGUCUGCUCGACAUGACCAUCAGCCAGUUCUUGAAGAGUCUGGGGCUGGAACACCUCCGAGACAUCUUCCAGAGAGAGCAGAUUUCGCUGGAUGUUCUGGCAGACAUGGGUCACGAGGAGCUGAAGGAUAUCGGCAUAAAUGCUUACGGUCACAGACACAAACUCCUUAAGGGCAUUGAGCGGCUCCUGGCAGGCCAGCAGGGUGGAAAUCCAUACCUGACUUUCCACUGUUCCAGCCAGGGCACAGUGCUGAUCGACCUGGCACCAGAUGACAAGGAAUUCCAAUCUGUGGAGGAGGAACUGCAGAACACGAUCAGAGAGCACCGCGACGGAGGCAACGCGGGCGGAGUCUUCAGCCGGUACAACAUCAUUAAGAUUCAGAAGAUUGUGAAUAAGAAACUGCGUGAGAGAUAUGCACACAGGCAGAAGGAAAUAGCUGAUGAGAAUCACAACCACCACAAUGAGCGAAUGCUGUUUCACGGUUCUCCCUUCAUCAAUGCAAUCAUCCAUAAGGGCUUUGACGAACGACAUGCCUACAUCGGCGGCAUGUUCGGGGCAGGGAUUUAUUUCGCAGAGAACUCGUCCAAAAGCAACCAGUAUGUAUACGGUAUUGGCGGAGGGACGGGAUGUCCUACUCACAAAGACCGCUCCUGCUAUGUGUGUCACAGACAAAUGCUCUUCUGCCGGGUGACGCUGGGUAAGUCGUUUCUUCAGUUCAGCGCUAUGAAAAUGGCCCACGCCCCUCCUGGGCACCACUCUGUCAUAGGACGACCCAGCGUCAAUGGGCUGGCGUAUGCAGAGUAUGUCAUCUACAGAGGCGAGCAGGCUUACCCAGAGUACCUGAUCACCUAUCAGAUUGUGAAGCCAGAGAGUCUUGCUGCGCCCGCUGCAGAGCAGAAGUCCUAAAAGGCCGUCACAGCCGUAUCUGAAGAUGACCAGAACAACUUUCUGAACAGACUAGAAGUGAAGGAGGGGAAAAACAGUUCAUACCUCUGACAAAAAGUCUCUGGAGCUGAGUCUGAGGUGGUUGAUAUGAAAUAUGCCCCCGAAACAUGCAGAAAUAUGCUAAAAGGCUAGGUUGAGUUGGGCUUAGGGGCUUGAUGUUCAGCUCAAACUCAGCAGAUGGCAGAAAUCCAUCCUUAUUUAGGCUGAACAUGGGGAGGAAACGUAGGUUGUUCAGCCAUUUGUUCAGCUCAGUCAGAGAGGCCAAACACACAUUACUGUUUUGGUACCAGUGUGCUGCUCAUGCAUUCUGUCCUCACAUUUUAAUGGCUUGCUUUGAUAGCAUGUCCUCUUUUACAUCGUUCACAGCAAGUAAUUUAGCGACAGUCAUGCUGAGAGAAAAGAAAUUCAGAGCAUUUAAUCUUACAUUUUCACCCUGUAUGACUGAGCAACACAGAAGAAGACACUGUGAGCAAACAACAGCACCGUAGACAAAUUAUUCCCCGAAACCGAAAGCCAAAGGCUAAUGGGACACAUUCGGACCACAAUCCACUGUUGCAGACGUUCCACAACAGUCUAUUAAGGGACCAGCUUCGCUUUGCAGCACACUGUUUGGCUCAUUUACGGAGCAGGCAGGAACCACUAAACCCAACAAUAUGGACACAAACAAUAAUAAUACUAAUACAGUACUUUGCAGAAGUAUCCAAAACCCCUGAGCUUUUUCACAUUUAGUCACAUUACAACUACAACCCUCAAUGUAUUUUGUUGGGAUUUUAUUUUAGACCAACAUACAGUAGUGCAUAAUUUCAAAGUGGAAGGUAAAAUAAUACAAAUUUCAAAGAAUUUGUUAACAUUAGAGAGAAGCAUUAGAGUAAAGGGGUCUAAAUAAGAGGAAUGCCACACUUUUCAGAUUUUUGUUUGUAAAAAAAAAACUCAAUAACCUAUACAUUAUCUUUUAUCCACUGAACUGUUAUCCACUACUGUAUAGUUGGACUAUCAUGAAAUCUGUAGUUGUAAUAUAAAGAUAUGUAAGAACGUUCAAAGGGUUUGAAAACUUUUGCAAGGCACUGUAUGUUAUUUGUUUUGUGUUUCAGAUUAAUUUCUGGGUUUCAUUUGAGAGAAUAAGAGAUUUUCGGGCUGCUGGUUGUUAAAUAAACCUGCAUUGAAAUCUCCCCUCCCCGUUCUUAUAUAAAAACACUUCAAAAAUCACAAAGAAUAGUUCUGACUUUAUUAAUAAGAAUGUUCAGUAGUGUAAAACAUUGAAUUACACUGGUUGCUGCUUUUCCAGGCCAUAACUAAUAUUUGCACACAGGCACCUACACACAGUUUGUUUGCCACAAAUUAAAGACGCUAUUGUGAAGGAUGCCUCUUCACAUUUCAGUUGUUCAGUGCAUUUUCUUUUGCAAUGCCUUUGAGUGUAAUCCACUCAAAUAUGUGCUUGUACUUUAAAAUUUAAACCUCCAUCUUCCACUAUUGAGUGUUUAAACUGCAGUAGCAGGGUUGACAGGCUCCAGGUUUAACUCCUUCAACCAGUAUGUGAUGUUAAAUGCCAGAAACACUCAAAGCCCAGGAGCGAAAUUUUUAUAAAAGUCAAUUAUUUUCUUGGAUUGUUUUCAGCUUCUUUUUUUUUCAGCAGUUUGAUCAUUAGAUGGAGAAACCGAAUGUAUCGGAUUUCAAGGUCAAGGACAAAAGGUGCCUCUCCUCAGUUAUUCAUCUACAUUUUCAUGUGAAGCUAGGUCUUUUUAUUCCGUAUCGCUUAAUGUCUCUGAGGUGUUUGAAAGGAGUGUUUGUUUACAUGAACCUGCUGCCUUUUCGUCCCUUUCCUCUCUGGCUGUUAUUUGUUGGCGCCCCCCAGUGGCCUAACAGUGUAACUGCCCGCUUGUGCUAACGAGUGAAAGGGGACACUUUUAUUUCAGUUGUAUAAUUCAGGAGGGCAUUAAUGUAAAGCUGUUGGGUAUAUGUAAAAAGUGAUAUUUUCUCACUUUUUUUACUGAGCCAUUCAGUUCAUAGACUGAACAGAUCUAUGGUGUUUGUUUAUCCUGCAAGUUCUCAGUGGGGUGAAGCAGAGGGUAACACAUGCGGUAUAAAGAAAGUUUUCCAAUAUUUUAUACCAGGUGUACACAGUACAAUACCUUCUAUGUUUUUUUUUAUUUUAUUUCUGACCAUAUUUUCCUGUCGAUUGUUGGCUAUUUUCUAAUUAUGACAUUAGAUACUAGGACUACAUUAAGUCAGUUGUCACGGAGUCGGUUUCCUCUGAUCAAAUAUUGUUAAACCAGACUGAUUGUUUAUGUUUUACAUGGUUCCGACACAGUUUGGAAGUGUGCAUAAUUGAUUUCAGUAUUUUCCAGCAAAUAUGUGGAAAAUAUUUGUAUUUCCAAACUUUAUUCCCUAUCCCGUUGUCCUCUCCUUACUUACUCCCUCCCUUAUGUUUUUUCUUUCUCUCUUUCCUCAAUUCCCUCCUUCCAGUUUCUGUUUUUCCCAGGUUUCAUAUUAAAAGCAUGGCCACUACAGAAAUAUUUGCUAUGAAUUCAUACUGAUCCUUUUUAUUUUAUAUUUUAAAAUUAACAAAGGUUUGAUAAAUCUGAAAAAUUGAAUCUCGAAAAUUCUGUAAUUUCUACAUAAAAUCUGUGUAGGAACCCUGAUUGUUUUGCCAAAUUAGGGAAAGACUGGCUGGUUUCCAUCUUUUCACACAUUUUUUAACACAACUGAAAGGUUUAUCUGCUCUGAUAAGAUUUGAUUCAUUUUUUUCUGAUGUUCAGGCUGCUGUUUUUUUGAAUUUGGAAAUUAAAGUUCUCACUUCAGCAUUUGGCACUCCAAAACUAUACGUUUUCCUUUAUGACACACAUUCAGUAGCAAUUACAUGCUUUGCCAAACAAAAAAUUCAGUUCAUUACAAAAAAUACCAGGACAUUAAUAAACCAUUCGACAGAAUACAUUACUGCAGCAGAAAAUGGAAAAACAUGAAAUUAGGGUUGUUAUGGAAAUGUCCAUUAAAAGAAGUAUUUUUGCGUUCUGUCGCGAAAGGCUAAGAUCGGCUCUUUAAACCAAUCCUUUGUGUUCCUACAUGAUGUAAGUUUGAAAUAUCUGUUUUUGGUUCAAACUGAAUAAAGAAACUCAUGAUUACGUCGCACACUGUUUCUUUAAUGAUUGGAGAAAAAAAACUUCUGAUGGACUUUUUAAUGGAUGAUUUAUCUGUAAAAACAGUUUUUGUAACUAAUUCCUGUUCAGUCCGUCUCUUGCUGGUUUUGUCAUCGAUCGGUCAGCCAUGUUGUUGUAUAUAUACUAGAGGGACUGUGUGUGUUUGUGAAACUAAUCCAUGCUCACUUUCCAAUUGGCGUGAGCUGCAGAUGAAUUAACUCCUUUCCUCAUCCGUUAUGUCCAGCCUGCUGUUGUACAGACCUAACAUGUGAAACACAGAAACUGCAUAGAAGAAAAUCUUUAAUAAAAAAUCAUUUUAGCUCUU
Messenger RNA from Girardinichthys multiradiatus, 7421 nucleotides. Its product is annotated as poly [ADP-ribose] polymerase tankyrase-1-like. The record is from RefSeq and is a predicted model, not a curated record. Gene Ontology annotation, molecular function: NAD+ poly-ADP-ribosyltransferase activity; protein binding. Bases 102 to 3923 code for a protein of 1273 amino acids. NCBI's taxonomy places the organism in Eukaryota, Metazoa, Chordata, Actinopteri, Cyprinodontiformes, Goodeidae. The transcript is spliced from 29 exons.